AGUGGAAAACACUUUCCUUGGGCGCCUAGUGUGGGGAGGACAUUGCUGGGGUCCAGACUCCCUCCCUACCCACGAGUGCCGCGCUCUUUUCACUUUUAUUCCCCCAGCCUCCCCGGAUCGGCGGCCUGGAUGUGAUCGACACCAUGAAGUUGCCCCAUAAUCCUCUCUGGCAACAUAGGAUGUAAAAUUUGAUCAGCUCAUUGGAUGAAGCCGACAAGUCCCAAAUAUGUGUGAAAAGGGGGCUAAGAGGUAGGCAAGUGCCGCGUUGAGGCAAAGCUCCUGCCAGCCCCCCUCCGAGAUACCGGUGCUGCAGCCGCGGCGCUAGCGGGGGCUGGGACCUAGCUGCGGAGCCGCAGCGGCGGCGGCGGCGGCGGCGGCGGCGGCGACGGCGGGGAGGCCGCGGCGCCAUGGGGGGGUCGUAGGAGCGGACCGCCGGGCCGGAAGGGGGCAACGCGGAGACGCGGGCGGUCGCGGGGUUAUCUUCGCUACUGCGGAGGAGACAGCGUCCGCGCCGUUGCCGGUGACUGAGCCGGCGGGCGGGGCGGGGCGUACACCAGGGCCGCGCGCCGCUAGCGCCGUAGCAGUUGGCCUCAGGGCCCCGCCGCCCGCGCGCCCGCCCGCCUGCCCGCCGGGCGGCGCACGCGAAGGAGGCAGCGGCCUCAGAAGGAGGCGGGGAGCUCGGAGCAGGAGGUGAGGAGGUGGAGGAGCAAGAGUAGGCGGCGGUGGCGGCGGCUGCGGAGCAGGAGGCGGUGGUGGAGGUGCGCGGCCUGAAGAGGAGGAUGGAGGAGCAGCAGCAUGAGGGCGAGGCCGAGGUCGCGGAGCACUGGUUUUCCAAGUGGGAGCGCCAGUGCCUGGCUGAGGCCGAGCAGGAGGAGCAGCUGCCCCCCGAGCUGCAGGAGGAGGCGGCUGCAGAGUUGGCGGGGCUCAAGAGCGAGAAGCAGAAGCUGUGGCACCUCUUCCAGAUCUCGGCCACCGCGGUUGCUCAGCUUUACAAGGAUUCUGGGUGUCAACAGCCAGGACUUUCCAUGUGGGACCCCUUCCAGAAUGCAGCCAUGGCCGUGACCAGCCUCUACAAAGAGAGCGGGGAUGCCCACCAACGAAGUUUUGACUUGGGUGUCCAGGUUGGCCACCAGCGUCGCAUCAAAGAUGUGCUGGAGUGGGUGAAAAAGGGCCGGAGCACCAUUCGUCGCGAAGACGUGAUUAGCUUCCUGUGUGGCAAAGUGCCCCCCGCUCCUCCUCCGCCUCGCACUCCUAGAACACCUCCGAAGCCACCCACUGGGGCCGCCAGCCAAGCUGUGGCAACUGAGUCCAGCUCAUCGGUGGACGUCGACCUGCAGCCCUUCCAGGAGGCGAUCGCCCUGCAUGGCCUCAGUGGCGCAAUGGCCGGCAUCAGCAUGAGAUCCGCUGACUCGCCUCAAGACAGCAGUGUCGCCAGCAGUGGGCGCCGAAAAAGUAGUUUCUUGGAGGAUGACUUGAAUCCCUUCAACUCAGAGGAACUGGCCCUCCACCUGGACAGUGGGGGGAUCCGCAAGCGCACCUCGGCCCAGUGCGGUGAUGGCAUCACAGACUCCCCAAUCCAAAAGCGCAACCGAAUGGUCUAAACUGCCUCAUUGGUUGCCUGGCGCCAUAUUGCUUGAGAAUGAACUGAAGCAUCAACACGCUUGUCUAAUUGUUACUGGAGACCGUCUUUCUUCCUUUCUCUAAGUUAAACAAAGAUUUCUAUCAAUUUUGCCAUAAAGAAACUUUAAAAAUAUUCCAGAAGAGGCUUCAUAUGACUCUGACUUUCCAAAAAUGUAAUCCUAGCAGAGAAUAAAUAUGUAGUAGUUAGCAGGAUCAUUUAAAGCAAACCUAUCUGGUCAAGGCAGGAGCCUGAUUUAUCUUGUUCACAGCUAUAUUCCUCAGCACCUAGCACAGUUUCAGGUGCUCAAUAAAUGUUUGUUGAAUGAAUAAAUUUGACCUUAUUUAUUCUUAAAGGGAAGUCAUAGAAGGUGUUUACUUGGUUCUAGAAUACUUUUUUCUUUGGUUGAUUGUUGGCUUUAAUGGUAUUUGCCAAUUCAUUUGCAUUGUAUCAAAAUGUAAAACUUGACGUCUUUGUGCAAUCUGGAGGCUUCCAUUUUUAUCUCACUGUACCAUGCACCUAAUUUCUAGAAAGAAACUGCAAGUAAUACAUAUUAGGCUGUGAUUUUCUAAUUUUGAAAAAUAGUUGGUUUUGGUGAUUAUGUGAUGCUGCAAAGAGGUGCUGUGGUGGCUGUGCAGGUAUUACUUGAUAUUGAGUCAAUUCAGGGCUCUUUUGGGGAAAACUAAACCAUCAAUUGAGAUCUUGAUAAAAUAAGAUGGUGGCUCAGUGGUGCUGUUUUUUUCUUAGGAAUAUAAAAAGUUCCUUUUUUGAGGUUACAUCUUUUUAAUAAUCUCUGUUUUGAAGUGGAAGACCGAGUAGUCAGAAUGAACUUCUGGGUUUUAAUUAAGAGGACAGCAUGGUAUAACUAAAAGAGUAUGAGCUUCAUUUUAAAAGGACCGGCAGAAUCCUAGCUACAUAAAUUAACUGCAUGAUUUUGAGCAAGUUAUUUAAUGUCUAUUGCCCUCAGUUUUUCAUCCAUAAAAUGGAACUAUGUGUCUCCUAAGGUGGUUUCGAGGAUCAGGUGAAAUUUAUAUUUCGAGUGUCCAGCACAAUGCUUGGCACAUAAAGUACUCAAUAAAGGUUAUCCCUUCUCUAUAAAUAAAAAUCAAUACAACAUUAAAAUCAUUAUAUUUUAGAAAAAGCAGAAAAAUAGAUCAGUUUUAAAAUCAGCAAGUAGAAUCUCUGUGUUUGAACUGGAAACUACUCUUCGACAUUUGAAACUUGCCUAAAUAUCGCAGAUCUUGUAUAAGUGUGUUGAGCUCAUGAGCACUCAGGAUCACCAAUCUGGAUACUAGGGCAGUGUUGGAGUGUCUGAAGUAGCCUGAAGGAUGCGCUUUGCAACCAGGAGUAAAAAAACAUCUACCUCCUCUACUCUGAAAAAAUAUGAGAAGGAGGGUGUAAGGGUAGGAGAAAAUUGGAAGCAAAGGUCCUAGGGCACCUAAAAGGCUAACAUGCUUUUGAAUGAGGGUGGGGUGGUGUUGAGGUGAUGAAGGAGGUAGAGCAGGUAUGGGUCUGGGGUU
This is a messenger RNA of Callithrix jacchus (white-tufted-ear marmoset), 3138 nucleotides long. RefSeq names its product HUWE1 associated protein modifying stress responses 2 (gene HAPSTR2). Lineage: Eukaryota; Metazoa; Chordata; Mammalia; Primates; Cebidae. The record is from RefSeq and is a predicted model, not a curated record.